Molecule: messenger RNA, 4390 nt
Organism: Cheilinus undulatus (humphead wrasse)
Lineage: Eukaryota; Metazoa; Chordata; Actinopteri; Labriformes; Labridae
Gene: nol8
Product: nucleolar protein 8
Exons: 18
Coding region: 161-3952 (1263 amino acids)
Molecular function (GO): RNA binding
Source: RefSeq, a predicted model, not a curated record
ACUAAUUUACGUUCUUGGAGCAGUCUAACUUUACUAGUUGAUUGAUGAAUGAGUUUAUAUGGAUAUAACAGUUUAUUCAGACCCUGUUCAUCGCUGUUGUCGUUAUACCGGGGAUACAGAGAAAGUCUACAGAUGACAAUAUAGUUGUGGCUACAGGGCGAUGAGACGGCUGUAUAUUGGUGGGUUGAGCCACACGGUCACCCAGAAGGAUCUUAAGGAUAGAUUUGGCAAGUUUGGGGAUGUGGAGGACGUGGAGCUCCGAACCAGGAGAGAUGAUGAGGGUCUUCCUUACAAAACCUUUGGCUACAUAAACAUCAACAUUUCAGAUGCUGACCUGAAGAAAUGUUUGACAGUGCUGAACAAAUCCAAAUGGAAAGGAGGAACUCUGCAGAUAGAAACAGCCAAGGAGAGUUUUCUUCACAGACUGGCUGAGGAACGUCAGGAAGCAGAGGAGCAGCGCCUGAAGCCACGAGUGGUUGAAGACAAGAGACAGAAGAUGUUAGACUCUCUGAGUAAAGCUGGUGUGGAAAAUUUCACCAUGAAGGCUGCAGUGCCGGGGACAGAAGUACCGGGGCACAAGGACUGGAUUGUCAGUAAAUUUGGUCGAGUCCUCCCUGUCCUGCAGCUGCGAUGUCAGCAAGGCAGAAAAGCUCGAACCCUGAAAUACGACCCUUCAAAAUACAGCCACAACAUCCGCAGGCUGGACCGGACCACUGAGGACCAGCACACAUCUGUCACCCAGCUCACCUGGGAGCUACAAGGUGGAGAUGAUGACAUCAGCAAGAAGAGGCGAGGAGAGUUCCCUCCGUUUGAGCCAUUGAGACCCAAGAAGAGCCGAACUGACAUGGUCAACUCCCAUAAUGCUCUGGGAAGAACCAGAUUAAAGCAGACUGUGGACUCUGCUGAUUCCCCCAAGGCUCAUUCAUUAACCAACGGCUAUGAACCAACAACAAACCACAGACUGCCUCAGAGGACGGGGUCACAUUUUCCUGACAGCGAUGUCGACUCAGACGAGGAAAUACGCAGAAUGGUGGCAGCUCAAGAUACUUCCCAUGUUGCACUUGGGCAGGAGGAUGAAGAGGACAACCUAGAAGUGGUGGGGCUUGACUACUUUGUAAAGUCUGGAUGCUCCUGUCAGCAGCAGAAAGACGACUACGACUCAGCAGACACAGAUGAACUCCUCGCUUCCAGAAAACCCCCACCUCCAUUGCAGGAGAAACUGACUCUGCCCGCUGAAAAUCACCUCUCAGGCAAUGACACAAAGAGGAAGAGGAAAGUAAAGAAGAAGAGGAAAGCUGGUGAAGAAGAGGAGGAUUCAUCAGAUGAUGAAGAUCAUCUCACCUCCAAGAAACCUCCCACCACACUGCAGAAAGAGGAUCCUGGGAAAAAGAGUUCUCAGAGUCAAAGUAAGAAGACAAUUGUCCCUCCUGUAAUGGAAACCAUUCAGCUAGAGUCAGAUAGUGGAGAUGAUGAAGAUGAUGAAGAGGAGGAGGUAGAAUCAUCUGAUGAUGGUUUGGAUUCUGAUUAUGAAGCCAUGUUUUCAAAUGUCACACACCUGGAGAUCUCCCUGACUGAUCUACAGAAAAUAGCUGAAGAGGCCCAAAAGACUGAAACUACAACUCCCAGCAUCCUUAGCUCCUCCUCUGGAAAAGCCACAGACCUUAAGUCCUCUCCUCCUGCUCCAAAGAAAGGUAUCAUGCCAGAGGACAUUCUUGCCUCCCUCAUGGAAGACAGCAGCGAAGAAGAACAGAAGAAGAAGAAAAAGAAGAAGAGAAAAGCCAUGAUGACAGCAACGCUGCCGGCUUUCCAGGGGACGAGAGGGCUGGACGAAAGAUUCGAAACAGAGGAGUGUCAGAGGGGACACAAAGCGGAGGAUAAGGAGGAAGAAAGUAGGGUUAAAAAACAGAAGCUGGACUCUGAAGCUACUCAACUUAACCUCCAAGAAACAGACAGCAAAAAGAGCAGGACUUUGAGCAUACAGAAAUGCACAGAAACAAAACAGGAAACUUCAGAGAGCAGCAAGGAAGAGGAAAAAGAAGAAGAGAAAAGGGUGAUGGAAAUUAAAACCAAAGCUGAAGUUUCUAAAGAGCCUCCAGCUAAAGUUUCAAUAAACAAAGAGAAAGCUGAGGCUGCUUCUUCCUCUAGUAGUGAUGAUGACGAAGAAGAGGAGGAGGAGGAAGAAGAAGAAGAAGCAGAGGAAGAGAUAGAAGUAGCCGUUAAAAACAUUGUUCCAACUCCAGCUGUAGUAAACGCUGAGAAAACUGAGACCAGUUCCUCCUCUCAAAGUGAUGAUGAAGAGGAGGAGGAGGAGGAAACAAAGGCCAUUCCUACUGUACUUACAAAAGUAGCAGCAAAGGCCUCACCUUCAUCCUCUUCAUCCUCGGGCUCCUCCAGUGAGGAGGAAGAGGAUGAGCAGGAGGUAAUUCCUGCCAAAGAUGCUUUGAAAGCUUCACCUCCUACUGCUUCUACCAGCGAGUCCUCCUCCAGUGGUGAUGAAGAGGAGGAGGAGGGAGAAGGCAAGUCAGGUCCUUCUCAGACAAAGUUGGGAGCAAAGGAGGAAGAGGAGCGUCAGAGGGAGGCGAACCUGAGGAGGCUGGCUGCUGUCCAGCAGAGACAGAAAGAGACUGAAGAACACAAGAAGCUGAUUCAGGGAGCCCUGGCUAACCUGGAUGCACCUGCAGCUGGAGCAGGGAAACACAUCGUCUUUGGCUCUGAUGAUGAAGAUGAGGAAAAUGAUGAGGCAGAGAAGCAGCAGGGGACCUCAGACAUCACACCGUCAAAGAAGACGCUGUUCCAGGACAGCCAAUCAGAGGGCGAGGCCACAGGUGAUGAACCAGCAGCCAAUGAGAAAAAGACAGUAAAAGAAAAGAAGUCAUCAGUCCCUCAGCUGUUCGGCGGCAGUGAUGAUGAUGAGGACAGUGAUGAAGAGGAGGAUGGCAGCAGGUUUGAGAUCAGACCUCAGUUUGAAGGCAAAUCAGGACAGAAGCUGAUGGAGCUGCAGUCUCGCUUUGGGACGGACGAGCGUUUCAGGAUGGACUCUCGUUUCCUGGAGGAGGAUGACGAAGACAGAGAGGAGGAGUCAGAGAAAAAGAUGAGUCUGACUGAAGAUGAUGAGGCUCUGGAGGAGGAGAAGAAGAAGAACUUGUCCAUCCUGGAGAGCAUCAUCGGCAGCAGCCAACAAACCUGCAGCAAAACAGCUGGCAAGGCCAAAACCUUCAGAGAUGUCUCAGCGCUGCAUUAUGACCCGAGCAGAGAGGAGCACGCUGCAUUUGAGACCAAAACAGAAGAAGUAAAGGAAAGCAAAGCAGCAAGAAGGAAGAAGAGGGAAGAGGCUCAGAAGCUUCCAGAGGUUUCUAAGGAGAUUUACUACGAUGUUUCUGGUGACCUGAAGGCCGUUUUUGGUGCAUCAAAGGGCGAGGUUGCUCAAGAAGAAGAGAAGACAAAUUGGGACCAAGAGGAAGAAGAUGAAAAGGAAGAAGAAGGAAAGACUGAACAGGCAGUGUUGUCUCUCCUCUCAGUCACUCCGAGCUCAGAGAAAGAAGAGUCAUCUGGGUUUAAGUUCUCUUUCUUUGGAGACGACGCAGAAACAGACAGCAAAGAGACAGAAGAGUACAAAGUAGAGCGCAUUCAGGCCCCAAAGGUGUCCUGGCAACAAGACCCACGUUUCCAUGACAGCAGCUCAGAGGAGGAGGAAGAAGAGCAGGAGGAAGACGAGGAGCAGAGCAUCGUUGCUGCAAAAACCACAGAAGAAGAGAGUCUUUCAACGACGGAUCGAUUCUUCUUUUUCCCUGAAGACAGCAGACUGACAGAGGGUCCCAAGUUGUUCUGUCAGUCAACUCAGCUGGAGGAGCAGAGGGAGCAGUGGGAGGAGAGGAGGACUGCGCUCAGACAGGAGUACCGCAAGAAACACAAGGAUGCCCGCAGGAAGCUGAAGUCCUCUCAGAAGAGCUGAGGAUUAUGGGAGCUAAAGACUGGUCUCAUUUCAGAAUCUGGAGUUUGCAGAUUAUUCUCCCUCAUGGUGUUAUUUGUACCCCAGACUGAAUUUUCAUCAGAGAGAAACUUUAAUGGUUGCUGAAGACACAGACAUUGCCUCAAGAGCAUCUGAGUAUCAGAUUUAUUUUUCGUGUGAAAUAAAAAGACCCGUUUUGUGGUCUGAGCUUUAUGUAUGAAAGAAGGUAUCUGGUUUGUUUGUUAUUAUGUUACCAUGGAAGUAAGACUGCCUAGGAAACUCUGGAUGUUGUGCAGCAGGAGCCAGUCACAGUUACAGAGGACCAACCCGUAGUAUUGAUAUGGUUAAAUAUAUGAGUGUUUUCUGGUUAUUCCCUUAUUUUCUCAUUAUUUAUAUGUUUGGACUUCCUAAAAUCCUUUCAGCAUUCCUGUGUCUGCUUAA